UGUGAUUCAAAAAUAAAUCUCUUGGCGUUCGAUAAUUUAUUCGGUGGAAAUUGUUUUUGAUCGUAAAAAUGCGUUCAUCUUCCACUAGUAAAACAUAAAUUUCAAUGAGAAACAAACAUUUUAGCAAAAUAAGUUUCAAAAUGGAUCCCCAACUCAAAAAUUUCGAAAGCUACGAGUUCAGUGUUGCCUAUUUCACUGGCGUAUGUGUGCAGUCUAAUUUUUUGACUCCCGGGUCCCAUUGACGCGCAUGCGUGAGAACUUGUGUUUUUUUUUCGAGCGUAUUAUAUUAUCAGUAUUAUCAGUGCGCCUUUUUCUAACCUUUUUCAUAAUUAAUAAUAUUUGAAAUCUGUAUGAGUUUCAUUUAUUUCAAUUUAGGAAAGUGAAAUAUGUUUAAUUUAUGCCAUUAUGGGUGGCUUUAUUUGUUCCAAGUGCAAAACAAGUUUUACAAGAAAAAAUAACCUUGUGCGGCAUAUUAAACGUAACAGUAGUUGUGUUUUUAUAUCAUCACCAAUUAAAAAAAAUAAAAUCGAAGGUGAAUUUAUAUGUGAUAAAUGUGGUGUUAACUUUACCACUAAAAAACAUGUAGCUCGGCAUGUUGCCAAUGGGGUAUGCUCUGUUUCAAAGAGCAAAAAAAAAAUUUCAAAGAAUAAGCCUAACCCCAAGAAGAAUAGCAAUUCUAAUAAUUAUAGAAUCCUGAGAUUCGAAAAUAUUGCCGAAUUUUUUUUAUGGAAGGACGACGAAGAACAAAGAACGUUGUCAAAAUAUUCACAAGAUACGAGUGCUUGGACAACUAAACAACGCAGUAAAAAAAUCCGAUACAGAUGCCACAGAGGCGGAUACAUACGACUCAAAGAUGAGUCCUUGCGGAAAAGACAUGUGAAACGGAAAGGAUCCUGUAAAAUAAAUAACUAUUGCUCAGCACAUAUAUUGUACGAAGAAAACCUGGAUGAUGGGAAAAUUACUGUACAGUACAACCCAAUUCACUGUAACCACUCUGUGGAAAUGAAGCAUCUCCCUCUAUCUUCUACAGAUAAAGAGAAUAUUGCUGAAAAACUCAAAGUUGGCGUACCGUUGGAUCGUGUGUUGGAUGAUAUUCGUGACACAUUAGAAGAUAAUCAGGUUACAAGGACCCAGCUAAUAACAAAGCAUGAACUGCACAAUAUUAUGCAGGAAAAAAAAAUUUCUUACCAAGAACGGAAAUCAUACUAUGAUCCGGUGAGCGUUGAGUUGAUAAUUGAAGAGUACCAUACGAAUUUAGGAAAAGAUACUCCUUUCAAGUUUUAUAAAGAACAAGGUGUGCAGCAAGAGCCCUUUGAGAAAGAUGACGUGCUUUUAGUAAUGAUGGAUAAAAUGCAAAUUGCUCUUAUGAAGCAAUUCGGCUGUAAUAAGAUAUGCGUAGACAGUACUCAUGCUACAAACAACUACGAAUAUUAUUUGAAUACAGUUCUGGUAGUCAACGAUGUCGAUAUGGGUGUACCAGUGGCACACGCGAUCUCAAAUAAAGAAAAUACAGUAUUUAUAAAAAAAUUUUUCGAAGUAAUCAAGGAAGAAUGUGGUGUAAUUCAAACAAAUACGUUCAUGUCAGACGACUUCCCAGCUUACAUAAAUGCAUGGACACAGGUGAUGGGAAAACCGACACAUACUCUAUUAUGCCAUUGGCACGUAGAUAAGAACUGGCGUAAAAAUUUGAAGCUUGUGAACGGAUCAAAAGAACUCAAAGACGAGAUUUAUAAAGUAGUUCGGACGUUGAUGGAUGAAAAAGACGCAGCAUCUUUUCCAAAUAUUGUUAUAUCCGCAGUAGAGAAGUUGAAAAAUGAUCCGAAUACUGCGGCGUUUGGAAAAUAUUUUGAGCGUGAGUACAGCGAACGAUAUGAAACAUGGGCGUUUGCAUUCCGCAAAUACAUUGGCAUGAAUACGAAUAUGAAGAUCGAAGCCAUGCACAAUUUGCUGAAGAAUGUGUAUCUCAAUGGUUUGAAAAACAAAAGGGUCGAUAAACUUAUCAACACGCUCCUAAAAAUGAACCGUAACAAAGCUUUUGAACGAUUGAGUCACUUAGUUAUGGAGACUGACUCGCAUACCCACAAAAAAGUGCGCGAUCGGCAUGUAACUGGCAAGACAAUCCCUGCUGAAGAUGUUUCAAUUAUCAGCUUUGGUGUAAGUGGUGUAGGACAAGUUAAGUCGCAGAGUAAGAGUAACCAGUCAUCGAUUUAUGAAAUUACAAAAAUUUCCGACGAAUGCAGCUGCAGACUGCGCUGCGAGGAUUGUAAUAAUAUUUGUGUCCAUUUAUUCGAAUGUACAUGUGAUGAUUAUGUGUUCGGGUACAAUAUUUGUAAACAUCUGCAUGCAUAUGCUCUUAAGGUUCAAUUUUUAGAUGAAUGUGGUCCGUUAGCGCCAGUUUAUGAAGCUGCAGAAGUGCACAAUAUUCUCGAAAUUCUCCAGUCACAAUCUCCAACUGAAAUCAAGAAUGAUUCUCUCAAGAAAAGGGAUACCAUCCAAGAUCUUGCGAGAGAAAUAAUUCAAAAUGUGCAGCGUUGCAGUGAGAUUCCUUUUGAUGAAGAUGAUAACAAAGCAAUUUCGUCUUUAAAGCAGAUCAACAAAAUGCUUCAGUUGAAAGUGAAAGGUCUACAGAAAAAGAAAAUGACCAAAUCCCCUAUGAACAAAAAAAUUGAUCAUCAAAAGCGGUUUUACUCCACAAAAAAAAAACGUGCAUCCGGGCACCAUCCCAGUAAACCAAGCACUACGGAGAAAGCUGAAUUGAAAAAGUUAGUGCUGGAAUCGAAGUGUGACCUCAUAAAUUUUAAUUCUAGCGAUCAUACUUACAUUCCUUCUACUUGAUCUACUCUUGUUACUUAUUGUUUAUUUUUAUACCUACGUAGUACUAAUAUACAUUUAUUCAUUUGUUUGCUAGUAUAAGAAUGUUUUUUUUUGAAAAUCUGUGUAACUACACUAACGUGCUGAUUUGUGAUGUUCAACUCAUUUAGUCAUUUUUUACUUUGUUUCGACUCGUUUACGUAGUAUUAAUAUAAGUAUGUGUUUUUUUUUUUUGAGAAUCUAUGUAGAAAAACUUGCUGAUUUGUGAUGUUUAAUUAAUUUAGUCAUUUUUUACUUUGUUUGGACUCCUUUGUUUAAAACAAAAUAAAUGAAAAUACAUCAAUUCGAAAAUUUAUUUAUAUUUUUCAAUUUUUGAGGAAACCGGAAAUAACAAGUGUUGAACGAGUGGCAGACACACAUGGAACACUCAC
This is a messenger RNA of Planococcus citri (citrus mealybug), 3242 nucleotides long. RefSeq lists its product as uncharacterized. Lineage: Eukaryota; Metazoa; Arthropoda; Insecta; Hemiptera; Pseudococcidae. The record is from RefSeq and is a predicted model, not a curated record. The transcript has 6 exons. Bases 406 to 2835 code for a protein of 809 amino acids. Gene Ontology annotation, molecular function: zinc ion binding.